AUUUCAUCUCGUGUGUAUAAAGAAAUCAAACAAAGGCACAAAACACAGUUACACGCAGUCAUGCACGUACUCCUAUUCUUUUAUGAACAUCAUCAUCAUCGUUAUCCAAACAUCAAAUCCUAAACCGUCUAAAGACUGCAAUAACCAAACGGAUCGAAAUAUAUAACGAUCUAAAAGUCUAAAACAAUUAAGCUAUCUCCGGCAACCCAACAAACUCCGGCGACAUAGCCAUCUCCGGUGACCCAGCCUACCCCGGCGAACCUUCAGAUCCACUUUCAACCGGCCAUAUCCAGUGACAAAACCAUAUCCGGUGACAAAGACAUCUCUAGCGACUUUUAGAUCUACUUCUCUUCAGCCAUUCGACCAUUUUUUCCGGCGACAUCUUCAGCCAGUUGACCGGUUCGAUACGGGUUUAAAGCGGUCCGGUUCACCCUUGGUCGCCCGGUUCAGUACGGUUUGAUCCGGUUCACGUUCAGCGAAUAGAUCGGUAACUAUCAACCGGAUUUUGUCAUAUUUCCGGUCGAACCGUGGUCGAUCGGUCCGACCGGCCGGUUUAAAAACAUUGCUUUCAGGAACUUGAGCCCCGCCCCUAGCUCCAACUGAACUACCACCGUCCAACCGCCGGUCUGCUCCAUCUAAUUUCGUAACUGUUUUGAGACUACUUCGAGCCUUGGAGGCUAUUACGUUACAGUUUCACUGCUUGUUUUGCUACUUUUUAAUGGCUCUUGUGAUGCUCAUCCAUCAUCUAGUACCUUUAACUUAGGAAGACUUGCGUGAAAGUUGAGAUGCAUGGGCAAGUGUCAUCUUUACCUUCAGAAACUUAUCAAUUGGGGCGCUUACCGCUGUUAUUUUACAACGACCAGAAACAUCAUAUAUCCUGCAUCAAAGCCACCUCCAGAGAAAUAUCUAAAUCUUUGCUCAAAGGGCCUUAUCAAUGAAGCAUUCAAGACCUUCAGUUCAUACAUAUAUUCCGACCCGUCGCUAUACUCUUACCUCAUUAAAGCAUGCAUACAAAUCCACUCACUUUCACUUAUUCAGCAACUUCAUUCGUUGAUAAUCACAUCUGGGUGUUCUGGCACUCGGUUUGUUAUGAAUCAUCUACUCAAUGCGUACGUGAAGUUUGGUCAGUUACCGAUUGCAGGCUUGUUGUAUGAUGUAAUGCCUAAGAAAAAUAUAAUGUCAUGUAACAUUUUGAUUGGUGGGUUUGUGCAAAGUGGGGAUUUGGGUAAGUCAGUUAAAGUAUUUGAUGAAAUGCCUGAGAGAAAUAUUGCGACGUGGAAUGCCAUGAUUGCGGGUUUUACUGAGUUUCAACGUAAUGAGGAGGCUUUGAGGCUUUUCUCGGAAAUGCAUGGGUUGGGGUUUUGUCCGGAUGAAUUUACUCUUGGCAGUGUUCUUCGAGGUUGUGCUGGUUUGAGGAGUUUAAUUGUAGGCCGGCAGGUUCACACCUAUGCGGUUAAAUUUGGAGUUGAAAUCAAUGUGGUUGUCAGCAGUUCACUUGCUCACAUGUACAUCAAGUCUGGAAGUUUAAAAGAAGGAGAGAAGGUGUUCAAAUCCAUGCCAGCUCAUAGUGUAGCUUUUUACAAUACGCUUAUCACAGGUAUAGCCCAAAGUGGAUGCUCCGAGGAAGCUUUAAAUCAAUACUACCUAAUGAAAGUGGCUGGAUUUAGACCUGACAAAAUUACGUUUGUAACUGUGCUCAGUUCGUGUUCUCAGUUAGCAACACUUGGACAAGGUCAACAGAUUCAUGCGGAAGCAAUAAAAUCCGGUACCACUUCAUCAGUUUCUGUUCUUAGUUCAUUGGUUAGCAUGUAUUCAAGAUGUGGAUGUUUAAAAGAUUCUAUGAAAGCAUUUUCUGAAACUGAAGUUCCUGAUGUUGUCCUAUGGAGUUCAAUGAUCGCAGCUUAUGGAUUUCACGGAAUGGGAAAAGAGGCCAUUAAAUUAUUUGAUCGAAUGGAGAAAGAAAAAUUGGAAGCGAAUGACAUUACUUUCUUGAGCUUACUUUAUGCUUGUAGUCAUUGUGGAUUGAAAGAACAGGGGAUUCGAAUUUUUGAUUUGAUGACAAAUAAAUAUGGACUGGAGCCUCAACUAGAACACUACACUUGUUUAGUAGACCUCCUUGGGCGUUCAGGCAGUUUGGAGGAAGCAGAAGCUGCUAUCAGAUCUAUGCCCUUGAACGUGAAGGCAGAUUCUAUUAUAUGGAAGACAUUAUUAUCUGCUUGCAGAAUAUACAAAAAUGCUGACAUGGCAAUUAGAAUUGCUGAAGAAGUCUUACGGGUGGAUCCUCAUGACUCCGCAUCAUAUAUUCUACUUUCUAACAUACAGGCCUCUGCUAAACGAUGGCAAAAUAUGUCUGAUUUUAGGAAGACAAUGCGGGACAUGAGAGUGAAAAAGGAGCCUGGUGUAAGCUGGUUUGAGAUGAGGAACCAGGUUCAUCGGUUCUGUAUGAGCGAUAAAUCACAUCCAGACUCAAAUAAAAUCGCUAUUUAUUUAAAGAAGUUGAUAGCAGAGAUGAAAUUGUUGGGUUAUAAGCCUGAUUAUGGAUCUACUAUUCAUGAUACAGAUCUUGUGGAAAAGGAAGAUGAUUUGGUCCAUCAUAGUGAGAAAUUGGCUAUUGCUUUUGCUCUUAUGAACACACCAGAUUGUGUCCCUAUCAGGGUUAUGAAAAAUUUACGAGUGUGUAAUGAUUGCCAUGUAGCGAUCAAGUAUAUAUCUGCAGUUAAGAACCGGGAGAUUGUUUUACGAGAUACUAGUAGAUUUCAUCAUUUUAGGAAUGGUCAAUGUUCAUGUGGAGAUUUUUGGUAAGAACAUGUUAUAUUAGUCAGUCA
Messenger RNA from Erigeron canadensis, 2825 nucleotides. RefSeq names its product pentatricopeptide repeat-containing protein At2g41080. Lineage: Eukaryota; Viridiplantae; Streptophyta; Magnoliopsida; Asterales; Asteraceae. The transcript is spliced from 4 exons. Gene Ontology annotation, biological process: RNA modification. The record is from RefSeq and is a predicted model, not a curated record. Bases 790 to 2802 code for a protein of 670 amino acids. Gene Ontology annotation, molecular function: zinc ion binding; protein binding; RNA binding.